Molecule: messenger RNA, 3235 nt
Organism: Culicoides brevitarsis
Lineage: Eukaryota; Metazoa; Arthropoda; Insecta; Diptera; Ceratopogonidae
Product: titin-like
Exons: 8
Coding region: 168-3161 (997 amino acids)
Source: RefSeq, a predicted model, not a curated record
AAAAUUGUUUGAACGAACAAUCCAAAAUCGCCGCGUGCUAAUUCAUGAAAAAAUUACCUUUGUGCUAAUUCAAAACUUCAACGGCUCUUUGGAGCCGUAAAAACAUACCAAAAGUAUUGAUUAAGUUUUUGUUUGUGAAAGUAACGAUAGAAUCUAGAUGAGAUAAGAUGGAACAACAAAAGAAAUUUCGUCGUCCCAUCAUACCAAGUGAAGAUUUCAUUGAUCCGGACCUUAUGGAUACAAGUGAUGGCAAAUAUAUCGCCGACUGGAUGAAAAUUCGUUCAAAAUUGCCUCGAGGUCCGCGACAGUUGUUUGAUUUAGAAGGAGCAAAAAAUCGGCCUGCUCCAAAGCUCAGCUUACAUUAUUUGCCCGACAACGAUGAAAAUGCCGAAAACACGUCUCCCGAAAGUGUCAACAGUGAACCGGUCUCAAACGCAGGCGCCAAACAACCUGUUGAAUGCCCAACAACAACAGAGGAACAACAACCCGAGCACAAUAAUUCGUUGUUUAAUCGUUUUGCGAACACCGUAAAAUCCAUGAUUCCGCAUCGAAAGACACAAAACUCACCGCGAAAGUCUCCGCGCAAGUCAAAAGGCUUAUCGCCGCGACGCGUAACUCUCACACGCAAGGAAAUCUUGAACAACAUCGACAAGAAAUCCACUUACGAUGUCAUGAGUACGCCAAUUACGGGUCAUCGAGCGUCGUUAAAUGCCUCAGAAUCGCCGAUUCGGUUAGCUGCGAGCAGCAGUCGUCGCAUUUCGGUGCUAAAACCGGAGAUAAUCAACAAAGGUGUAGAAGAAAAACGACAAAAUACCCCAAAAAAGACAUUGAACAACUCAAAAUGUACCGUCGUUGUGUUAGAAAAUGUCGAAAUUGCACCCGUAGAGAUUUCUUCUGAUGAUAUGAACGUUGAGCAAGUCUCGCCAAUCGGGAUUUUGCAACGAAAUGACAAUAUUCGACCGAAAAAUUUGUCAAAUAUGAUCGAUCAGAACAAAAGUCGUCAAAGUUCGUCGUUAUCGUUGUCAAUGAUUCCCGAGAGAAAUGAAAAUUUCGAACAAAUCAACACAGAUACGGACUCUGGAUGUGAAGAAAUUGCCACGGAGCCUCGUCAAAAGGAGAUUAUCGUGCCAGAAACGCAAGAUCCUGAUUUGGAAGAACACGAAGAAGUUCCUGAAACGCAAGAAGAGCCUCAAAACGAAGAAGAAAUUGUACCGGAAACGCAAGAAGAGCCCCAAGAUGAAGAAGAAAUCGUGCCAGAAACACAAGAAAACUCACCGCCUCGAAAUAAACGACGCGGGCGACGCACAAGCACCUCUUCCAACUCUUCAGUUUCGUCGGGACUGCCGUUGCCGCACUUCAACGAGUCGCUAUUGCCCAUUAACGACAUUCAAACACGAUCGCCUUUCGGUCCGCCGUUGCUUCGAACAAUCCUAAACGUGUCACAAGACAAAAACGAAACAGUUGCCAAGUCUGUGCCAACAAAAAAACCCGGAAAACGCAAAACGAGCGUUAAUACAGAAGCCCAAGCGUACUUUGACAUCAACAAAUCCCCCGAAAAGAAGUCAUCUCCGUCAAAAUCGAGUCGCAAAUCAUCCUUGAAAAACAUAAACAAGUCCAAAAAACGUCUUUAUUCGCAGCGAUUUGAAGAAGAUGAGGUAGAAUCAACAUCGCCUGAUGUCACAGAAACGCGAAAUGACGAAAUAAUCAUCCCCGAAACGCAAAAUGACGAAAUAAUCAUCCCCGAAACGCAGGAAGAGCCCGUUAGUGAACCUGAACAAGGAAAGGAAUCACGAAAUAGUGGCGAAAUUAUGCCUCCGCCGCCUGUACCGCUAAAAAGAGGGAGGCCAAAGAAGAAAUCUCAUGCUGUCGACUAUGUGAGCCCUGAAGAUCCGCAUCCGCGGGAAAUUUCAAUGUCUGUACCGGUGUCAGUGUAUGUCGAUUCUGAUCAAAUGUCGGAUGCGUCGAGCAAAAUAAGCACCGAAACGACAAAAUCAAAGCGGAAAUACACGAAAAAAGCAAAAAAGGCACCGCCUGUAGUCGAAAGCUUUGAGACAGCUGAUGAUGGAUGUCGUCGAUCGAAACGCACGAAAUAUUUGAGACCUUUGAAUCCGGGAGAAAAACCGAAACUUGUGACGACAGAGGAGUUACACGAUGUUUAUAAGAAAUAUGGUGUAGAACAAAGAAAAGCAGAAUACCUUGUUAGGAAAGAAAUUAAACAAAAAAAAGAAUACUCGAGUGCUUCAAGCGUAAUUUCUUCAAAAAUCUCGAAGAAAAAGGAAACAAUUAAAAACGCGAAUAAAGAAAGUCGUCCUGUGCUUCAAGAAAAACUUCAAAAUAUCUCCGAAGAACCCGAAGCUGAAGUUGUUUCGUCCUCCGUACAAUCGCCUACAAAGACAAAGCCUAUGAAACGCACCAAAAAUCAAAAUGCGACAUCGAAUCUCGCUUCUAUCGUAGUACAACCCGUUACCGAUGACGACGACGAACCAUCGGCAGUAAGACAAAUUGAAAAUUCCCAUAAGGACACCACUAACUUGACUAUUUCAAAGCAGAAAAGGACGCGCAAGAACCAAGAUAACCCGGAAAACGUAACGACAGCUGAUGACGAUUCGGGACUUCAUACCGUUUCCGAGAAUAAUAGCACAUCACAAAGUCGACAAGAAAAUUCCGCAACGAUCGCGCACGGAGAAGUUUCGUCGACAAAUGAGCCAGCAGCAGCAGCAGCAGCUUCCGUAUCAGUUUUGCCCGUAAAUCUUUCGCAACGACGAUCAUCACAGCGUUUCGACUGGAUCCACAAUCUGAUGGACACGAAGGAGAAACGUGACGAGAUGCCGUUCUACAUUCAGGAAUAUGACGAGCUUGCGUCGAGCGAGGACAUAAAAUUUGUCGAUAUCGAGGGCGUACAGUACGCCUGUUACUGCGGCGAAAAGUUCAAGAAUUGCGGAUACAUGAAAAUUGGGCCGAAUAUUUCCAAGAGAGAAGCCAAAGCGAAGAAAUUUGAUUUGCGAUUUUUGGUACUAAAAGCCAAAGAUAUUGAAGUUAAACUACCGAACAUGACGAUUAAACCGAAAGAAGGUUCUAUGUUUUUUGUAAAUAAGGGUGUUGCAUAUUCAAUUAUCAAUAAGAGCUCAUCGGUGUGUUUGCUGUACUUUACAAAAUCAUGAUAAAGUAGAUUUAGAGAAAAAAUAUUCUGUUAAGUUUAUAUUUUAUAUGAAACAACUAUAAUAAUUUUAAACGA